This is a messenger RNA of Toxorhynchites rutilus septentrionalis, 2239 nucleotides long. RefSeq names its product eukaryotic translation initiation factor 4 gamma 1-like. Lineage: Eukaryota; Metazoa; Arthropoda; Insecta; Diptera; Culicidae. The transcript is spliced from 2 exons. The coding region runs from base 143 to 1777 and encodes 544 amino acids. The record is from RefSeq and is a predicted model, not a curated record. Gene Ontology annotation, cellular component: eukaryotic translation initiation factor 4F complex. Gene Ontology annotation, molecular function: translation initiation factor activity; protein binding; mRNA binding.
CCUGGCGAUAAGAAGGUCAUUUCAGUGGUGUCACCAACAACUAGUUCAUUAUUUUAUCCUACCAACAGUUAACUGAAAAUCAAAACUAAUCAGUUUGUGAGCACAAUUUGGAACGCGAAAAGCAUUUUCGACAAACCAACUGAUGUAUUCGAAGUAUUCAGCAACUUACAACGGGGAGUCAUCGGCAAGAUCACCUGUCUGGAGAUCGCCGCAUCCCAAUCCUUCGCCGAGUAGGAAUGGGUACAAUCGGAAUGCCUCUGUGGUUCCCACUUCCAACUAUGGUGAUCGUAGGAUGAACGAUCGGCGAACGCCGACGAAAAACGGACACCAUCUUGACGGCCUGGACGAUUUGGACGGAAAAAUCGCUGACCUCAGUAUGGCGGAGGAAGUUAAACUUCAUGAAUCGGAAAACGCAUGGAGACCCAGGUUCCUCAAAAGAAGGGGAGAAUGUGACGAAGCUUCGAAGAAAACAGACGAACUGUUGAAAAAAUUUCGCAGUGUGUUGAAUAAGCUGACGCCGGAUAACUUCAGCGUGCUCAUAGAGCAGGUGAAGAACCUCGACAUUGACACCGACGAUCGUUUAGAUGGGUGCAUCAAAAUUCUGUUCGAGAAAGCGAUAAGGGAAGCCAACUUUACUGAUACGUACGCCAAAAUGUGCAGCGUUUUAGGUACAAUAAUCAGCGCCGGAACCAAUGGACAGCGGACGAACUUCAAGCGAAAAUUGAUUACUCAGUGUGAGCUUGAGUUCAAAAAACAUCACUCAGAGGCAAAGCAAAGCAGCAGCCCAAGUGCGGAAUCAAAGACAAAUGGUGAGAUGGAUCAAAUCGAUGGGAAAGAUGAGCUCCAGUACGCCUUGGAAGAUAAGCAAACUAAAAUCCGACGGCGAGCCUUAGGUACAGUCCGCUUCAUCGGUGAGCUGUACAAACAAGAGCAACUUACGUGCAAAAUCAUGUACGGAUGUAUCAACAUCUUGCUGGACGAAGACAUGUUGGAAGAAGAGUCUCUCGAAUGUCUCUGCAAGUUGCUAACCACAAUAGGUGCUCGAAUGGAGAAGGACCCCGUCCAGGGACCGCAAGGAAUGAAACAGUGCUUCUUGCGUUUACAGGAAAUCGCGGACAGAAAAUCCACACUUCGGGUGUGCAAUCGUAUCCGUUUCCUGAUAAUCGAUCUCAUCGAACUGAGGGCAAACAACUGGCAACCGCGUAGAGUACAGGCCGCCCCGAAGACGAUGAAUGAAAUCCAGAAGGAGGUCGAAAUGGAGGAGAAUAAAAAUAGAAUUCUAAACUUUGUGCUCCCGGAGCAUGGUCACGGAGGGUACAGUCGUCAAGGAGGCGAACGGAGUUACGGAGGGGAUGGCGGAAGUACAUCCAGGAACUCAUCGCGCUUCCCAAGGAAUGAUGGCUUUAUGAGGCCACCUGCUCGACCGUUACCGAGUUUCGAUGUCAAAAGAUUGAAUGUAUCCAAUAAAUCCGCGGAAGCUAUGAGCCUUGGAUCAGCUGCCAUGUUUAGGGGGUGGGGCAAUAAUAGCGGAUCAUUGUCAUCCAAUGAUUUUGCGCAACAGCGUAUGCCACCGCCAAGUUACUUCGGAUCAGGAGGUAGUGGCGGCGGUUAUGGUGGUGGUCACAGUGGAAGUGGUUCCUCGUACAAUGAUGGAGCUAGUGCGAGUGGUGGAGGUGGCAGAGGAGGUUACGGCGGAGGAAACAAACGCUCUGAUGGUGGAUCCGGUGGCAAUCAGAGACGUUUCUAUAAUGGAAGAAAGAGUCAGGUGUUGGACUAAGCUUUGAGAAAACAGGACUGUUUUCAAGGAAGUUUAUUUUUUGAUUGUUGGUAUUAAGACGAUUUUUUUUUUGGCUUUUUUAAUUGGAGGAAGGAAAAGCCCAUUGUGUUGCCUUUUUUCUUAAAUGGGCAUAAAACCUUCUCAUCUUUUAGCAUCAACAGAUUAUUAGAAUCCUAAUGAUGCACACAGAACAAAUAUACAAUACAUCUUACAUUUAUCAGCAAUAUAACUUAUUCUAAUUUAAAUAUACUAAUCUAAUCUAACGGAGCACUGCACGAAUCUUUUUCUUGAUAAUAGAACGAGACAAAUUAAAGUCAAAAAUAAUAUAACGAUCAUUGAACACACGACACAUGCUACUUAUUGGUUCAUUGUGGCCGAAGUUUGUGCGGAAUGUAGUAAUUCGCAGAAAAUCGUGCGAACGGAGAAUUGGACGACGAAUAGGUUAAGUGACCCAGUUAAAGA